AUGAAGUCCCCGAAAUUGAAGUCGGCUGCCAACAGCACCAACCCCCGCCAGGUGCGCUUCCAGAACGACAGCAGUGGCCACGGCGCUUCCUUUCCAAUCACCCUGGAAACCGAGACCUCGGCCGCUCCUGCCUUCAGCGGACCCGAAGGGGACCAUAGCGAAGACGUUGGUGUUUUUAUCCACACUUCCACCAACCCCUCCGCCUCGGUCAAUCUUGGCCACCACUUCCCUGCUGCUCUUCCUCACUUCGGCCAGACGCCUCACCAGCACAUUAGUCCAUUUAUCCCUCACAACUCAACCCACCACGUCAACGAGCUAAGCAACUUUGCACCUUUCGGAAAAUACAACCCUUACGGCCUCCAAGCUCCUCAUUACGCCAACAUGGCCGACUACCAAAACGCCGCUCCCCCGGCUGGUGGGCUUCACUUUCAGCCGCCUGUCCCAGACACCACCCACGGUGUCAUACAGCACGUCUACGUGCCUCGCUUCGACAACGGUAUCCCGUCCGGCACUGUCUAUCAACAACAGCCUGCCAACAACAUCACCUAUAUUGGUCAGGUUCCUCAGAACCCUCAGUUCGUCAUGGCCCAGCAGCCUGUCAUACAGCCUGGUAUGGCUAUGCCUGGUCAACCCAUCAUGCUCCAAGCCCCUCCGGUUGCCGUGAACCCUCCCAUGUUUCAGAGUGCUCCUUCCAUGGGCUUGCAGAUGCCGGGUGGUGGUGGUAUUCCGGUCUUUGCAGGUAAUGCUCAUCUUCCUCCCGAUGUCACCGGAUUCGGCAGAACCGCUGGCGAGAUUGCCCUGGAGCAAGCUCAGUUCGCCCAUGCGAACGGUCUCUUUGAGCCCCAGGACUUCAAGCCUGCUGAUGACGACCCGUCCCGCUACUAUCCCGUUCGAGAAGUUGACGGUAACUGGACCCAGCGCAAUCGUUUCACUAUUGACAACCUUGGCGACUGCCGCUGGUACAUUACCAACGAGGGCUACUUCUACGCUGUCCCUAUCAAGCCUAGCAGAUGCCAGGGCAUGACUAUUUCCGACGAUGAUGCGAUACAGGCUUACUUUGUCUUGCGAGUCCACGCUUCCCCAUCGAAGCCCGUGCGGAAACACUUUAUCUUCACCACCCAGUUCACCAAGGAGACAGGCACCACGAAAGUAUCUCCAUAA
Molecule: messenger RNA, 1161 nt
Organism: Colletotrichum graminicola M1.001
Lineage: Eukaryota; Fungi; Ascomycota; Sordariomycetes; Glomerellales; Glomerellaceae
Exons: 5
Coding region: 1-1161 (386 amino acids)
Source: RefSeq, a predicted model, not a curated record